Molecule: messenger RNA, 1165 nt
Organism: Naegleria gruberi
Lineage: Eukaryota; Heterolobosea; Eutetramitea; Acrasida; Naegleriidae
Exons: 1
Coding region: 1-1116 (371 amino acids)
Molecular function (GO): oxidoreductase activity, acting on paired donors, with incorporation or reduction of molecular oxygen; iron ion binding; L-ascorbic acid binding
Source: RefSeq, a predicted model, not a curated record
AUGAGCAACGAACCAAGUAACACCACACCAGAGGAAGAAGCCAAUAACAAUGGUUCUUCACCAUCAUCUUCUUCCUCGGAGAGAGAUACUCUCACAUUUGUAAAUAAGGAAUAUAAUAGAUUACACAAAGAUUUAUUCGAGUUUGAUGAAAAGUUUUUAAAUCCGACCUUUGCCAAGGCUUGUAAAGAUGCCAAGGAAUUACAUUAUUAUUUUGAUUUAUUGGAGAAGGCUGAAAGUGAGGAAGCUUUUAAUACUAUUAAAAAGGAGUUUAAUCAGAAAAAGAGAGAAAUUCUCUUGACCAUUCUGACUGAAGAAGUUCCUCAGGUUUAUAGCUUGGAAAUUUUCACUCCAGAAUUUUCUCAGAAAAUGAUUGAAGAAAAGAAUAAUUAUGAAAAGAAUCAUCAUGUUAAAUUGAGACCAAAUUCAAUGAAUAACUAUGGUAUUGUCAUUGAUGAAAUUGGAUUGGGAAAAUUCUUUGAUGUAUUUAUUGUGGAAUAUUUGUGUCCAUUGGCCAAGAUUAUGAAUCCAGCUGGAUUUGAUUUGGAUGAUCAUCAUACCUUCUUUGUAGAAUACUUUAUUGGUGGUGAUAAGGAUUUAAAUGUUCACGUCGAUGAUGCCGAACUCACAUUAAAUGUUUGUUUGGGAAAACCAGGAUUUGAAGGUGGAAAUUUAUUCUUCAGAGGUCACAGAGAUAAUCCAAAGACUUAUAAUCAAUACUUUGAAUAUCAACAUGUUGUUGGGAGAGCUGUGAUGCAUGAUGGAGCAUUAAUGCAUGGUGCUUUACCUCUUACUAAGGGAGAACGAGUUAAUUUGAUCAUUUGGGCUAGAUCAACUGAAAUGAGAAGACAAAUUCAAGAAGCAAUUAAGGAAAUGCAAGAACAAGGUCAUCACCACUGUUGUCAACAUGAUCAUCACCAUGAACACGAACACCACGAACAUCAUCAUCAUCAUGAGCAUGGUGAGUGUUGUCAACAUGAGCAUCAUCAUGAACACUCUGAAAAUUGUCAACAACACGAACAUCAGCAUGAACAUUCUGAAGCUUGUCAACAUGAACACUCUGAAAACUGUACACACGACCAUCAUGAACAUUCUUGUUGUAAUCAUGAACAUCAUUAGUAAAUUAUUCCAAAAAACAGUCGAAAAAAACUUCAAACUCUACCUUCAU